AUGAAUUGGAAUGAAGAUGACCAAGAACGUCCUAAUGGAUUCCCUGUUUCCCUUCAGGAAAAAAGCAACCCUGCCAGUGAAUUCAACGUUAAGAAUUUAGAGCUCACCACCCUCGUCUUGUUCUUUGCUGGGACAGAGACCGUCAGUUCUACCCUGAGAUACGGGCUCUUGUUCUUGAUGAAAUACCCCCAGAUUCAAGCAAAGAUGCAUGAGGAAAUAGACCGAGUGAUCGGCCAGAACCGGGCCCCAAACAUCGAGGACCGGAACAAGAUGCCCUACACCGAUGCCAUCAUCCACGAAGUGCAGAGGAUGAGCGACCUCAUUCCUAUGAAUGUGCCACAUAUGGUCACCUGUGACACCGAGUUCAGAGGUUACAUCAUCCCGAAGGGGACUGAAGUCUACCCAGUGCUCAGCACCGUUUUGAACGACCCCAGCAUGUUUCACAGUCCAAAAGACUUCAACCCAGGGAAUUUCUUGGACGAAAAUGGGUGCUUCAAGAAGAACGAUGCGUUUGUGCCCUUCUCUUCAG
Messenger RNA from Sphaerodactylus townsendi, 529 nucleotides. RefSeq names its product cytochrome P450 2A4-like. The transcript has 3 exons. Gene Ontology annotation, cellular component: cytoplasm; intracellular membrane-bounded organelle. NCBI's taxonomy places the organism in Eukaryota, Metazoa, Chordata, Lepidosauria, Squamata, Sphaerodactylidae. The record is from RefSeq and is a predicted model, not a curated record. Gene Ontology annotation, biological process: xenobiotic metabolic process. Gene Ontology annotation, molecular function: iron ion binding; oxidoreductase activity, acting on paired donors, with incorporation or reduction of molecular oxygen, reduced flavin or flavoprotein as one donor, and incorporation of one atom of oxygen; heme binding. The annotation marks the transcript as partial.